AUCACUUUUCUCUUCUUAUUAUUCUCUGUCAUCAUAUUAUUACUCAUUAUAAAGUACUAAUCCCUAAUCCUAAUACUACUAGUAACACAAUUCCCUCUUCUCUUCAUUCACCGACAACAUGACAGACAGGGUCUACCCUUCCGCCAAAACCACCGCCGCCACAAACGGCACCGCCACCACCAACCCAACUUUCCCCGCCACAAAGGCCCAACUCUACGGCGCCAACCGCCCUGCUUACCGCCCUCAACCCCUCCACCGCCGCACCCGCCGCCGCUGCUUCUGCACCUUCUGCUUCUGGCUAAUCCUCAUCAUCCUCAUCCUCCUCCUCAUCAUCGGCGGUGCUGGCGUCGCCUUCUACCUCCUCUACCGCCCCCACCACCCCACCUUCUCCGUCACCUCCCUCAAACUCUCCUACCUCAACCUCACCUCCUCCUCAACCCUCUCCUCCAAAUUCGACCUCACCGUCGCCGCCACAAACCCCAACAAGAAAAACAUCGCAUUCUCCUACCUACCCACUUCCAUCACCAUACUCUCCGGCGACGUCGACGUCGGCGACGGAACCAUACCCACUUUCCAUCACGGCAAGAAAAACACAACACUGCUGAAAUCUUCGAUUUCGAGCAGUGGGCAUGAGUUGGAUGCUGACGCUGCGAAGAAGUUGAAGGCGAGCAUGAAGAGCAAGAACGGGUUGCCAUUGAAGGUGAAGCUCGACACGAAGGUGAAGGCUACAAUGGGGAAAUUGAAGACUCCUCGAGUUGGAAUCAGAGUCUCAUGUGAUGGAAUCAGAGUCACUCUUCCGACAGGGAAGAAACCUGCGACGGCGUCGACCUCGAACGCGAAAUGCAAUGUUGAUGUCAGAUUCAAGAUCUGGAAAUGGACGGUUGGAUGAAGAAGAUGAUCAUGAUGCUGCAAUAGAGGUGUGAACACUGUGUUAUUUUUAUUUUUUGCUUAAUUUAUUUCUGGAUUUUAAUUUUAUUUUUUGGGAUUUUUGUUCAAAAUUAUAUUAUAUGAUCCAUUAUUACAUAAACGCGUGUAAAUUGCGAUGAAGACUUUUUGAAUUUUAAGUCGGUGACAGUUGUUAGCACAUUCAUUGUAUUAUAUACUAGUUAUUUUCUUUCUCUUUUUAGAA
Lotus japonicus is the source of this 1129-nucleotide messenger RNA. Its product is annotated as NDR1/HIN1-like protein 6. Lineage: Eukaryota; Viridiplantae; Streptophyta; Magnoliopsida; Fabales; Fabaceae. Gene Ontology annotation, cellular component: plasma membrane. The record is from RefSeq and is a predicted model, not a curated record. The coding region runs from base 119 to 889 and encodes 256 amino acids. The transcript has a single exon.